CCCUGAGAAAGCUUAAGUUGGUGCUUUGACGCCCCAGUUGCUCCGCCCCUCCUUCAAAGUAUUUUAGGGAUUUGAUUACGUAGCGUCGAGUUGUUUUCUAUUCCUAACGACUGCAGACAGAUUUUCUCCAUAAUGAUCUAUCCCUAACCGGGCCUUUCAAGUCUCCCAACGGUGACAGCCACCGACUAUAUAACAGUCUUUCUACUUGCUGCUGAUGUCGUUUUGCGUUCCACCUUUCCCAACAUACAGUAGUUCCGAAGAAAACUUCCUUUUUCCUGCCUUUUAUCCAAAGAGCUUUAAUUUUAUUUAUGCUAUUGUGAACGUUUCAAACGCUUCCCCCCCCCGCAACGAAUUCGGAUGGUAUGCAGGGGGGGAAAAGAGGCCUUCCCUUGGCCGAAACCUAUGAAGAGAUGCAAGAGGUUAAAUGCGCGCGUAAUAGGCCGGCCACCCUCUUAUCUUCCACCUUCCGUUGAAACGGCCCCAAUGAACGGGGUUCUCUUUCCCAGCAGGAGCGCUUGCAGGGAACAAACAGUCUCAUUAAUUAAUGCGAGGUUCCGGAACACAUCUGGGGCCGAAAGCCGCGUGAAUUUCCCUAUUUUCCCUGCGCAGGCUUUAACGCCGAGGUCACCAGGGGCCGCUCUCACCUCACUGAGCGCAGCAGCUUCUCGGAGCUCUUCUCGCGGCUUCCUCUUCCGGCCAGCAGAGAUGGCGGCCGGAGCGAGCGGGGACCAGAGCAGCACCAGGGAGAGGCUGUUGUCUGCCUUGGACGAUCUGGAGCUGCUGGCCAGAGAACUGAUUGAAGUUUUGGCAAUUUCAAGAAACCAGAAGCUAGCACAACCUGGGGAAGAGAGCCAGAUCCUGGAAUUGUUAAUUCAGCGGGAUAAAGAGUUCCAAGAAUUGAUGAAACUAGCUCUUGAUCAAGGGAAAAUCCACCAUGAAAUGCAGGUAUUGGAAAAAGUUAUAGAGAAAAGAGACAAUGAUAUUCAGCAACUUCAAAAACAACUAAAAGAAGCAGAGCAUAUUUUGGCUACAGCUGUUUAUCAAGCAAAAGAAAAACUGAAAUCAAUAGAAAAGGCAAGAAAGGGAGCUAUUUCUUCUGAAGAAAUAAUUAAAUAUGCUCAUAGAAUUAGUGCCAGCAAUGCUGUCUGUGCUCCUCUGACUUGGGUGCCAGGGGAUCCCCGACGACCAUAUCCAACUGAUUUGGAGAUGAGAAGUGGUCUUUUGGGUCAGAUGAACAAUCCUUCAGCAAAUGGAGUUAAUGGACACUUACCAGGAGAUGCACUUGCAGCUGGAAGAUUGCCAGAUGUUCUUGCACCGCAGUAUCCCUGGCAAUCAAGUGACAUGUCAAUGAACAUGCUUCCUCCUAAUCAUAGCAAUGACUUUAUUUUAGAACCUCCUGGACAUAAUAAGGAGAAUGAGGAUGAUGUAGAGGUUAUGUCAACAGAUUCCUCAAGUAGCAGUAGUGACUCCGAUUAGGGCAUGUAUCUGAAUAACUUGAUUGUAUCAGAAAAAGAAAAUUGUAUAUCAUCAUUAUACAUAUUCUGCAUUCCAGAUGGAGGCUGUGGUACCAAGGAGGAAACUUACAAAUUCAUGAGAAUCAUUCUCUUGUAUUUGAUGAAUAUGACUUUAUCCAGAAUUUCAGAUAAUUGUUGGAAACAGGGUGGCGAUAGCCACUGGAAAUAUGUUAUGCUCUGACAUAAUUUAUUUUGGAAUUGUUUACUCAUAACAGUGUUUUUGCACAAAAUAAAUAUCUAUGAAGUUGCAAGUUAGCUGUUGAAUGUGAACAGAUACUGUUCUGUAAACAGCAAAGAAUUGCAAGGAGCAAAUGUCACUGAUUCCUUAAUACAUUUUUAUGGUAAGUCUUCCAGUCUUUCAAAAUGGAUCUUCAAGCAGCAGAGAUGUGGGAGAAAAUUCCAUUCUUCAACCCCAUGAACAGAAGCAUUGUAUGAGUAAUGGAUUCUAAUGGAGCUUUAGAUCCAAUAAUCUUUCCAAUUGCAUAAAAUCAGAAAAUAUUUGUCAUGGUUCUGAAAGAUGAAGCUUUUCAAAGAACUUUGAGGCAUUGUUUACCUUAAAGAAUCUUUUAAUUUGCAACAUAGCUUCCACACCUACAUAGUGAAGCCAAAAUCUAAAUUCUCCUCCCCCAAGCACACAGUAACAAAAGCAUAACUGACUCCUUCAUUUAAGUCAUUAAUCACAUUCUCCAAUUAGUUUGAAGUGUGAACUUUCCCUCCAGUUAUCUCCUCUUAUUACAACUAACUUUGAAGAAUUCUACUGAGAUAUUGUUAUGGCUAACUAGUGGCCAAGCACAUUCUUUCCCCCCUCCUCCCUUCCAGCACCAUCUAAUUUUAACUCUAAAAGUAACACACAGGUUAAAUAGAAAAUGUCUGCAUCUUCAUAUAUUGUUAAGCACGAACAUCCAAUGUUAGCAGCAUUGACAAUAUUAUUUAGAUGAGACUUCCCCAGCCUGCUACUUUGCAUGUGUGUUAGUUUGUAAUAUUCUACCAGCACUCCCACUUCUAGGCUUUUUGUCAUGAGAGUUGUAGCUCAAUGCAUACAAACAGCAUGAGGUUAUAAAAUAAUAUAUGAAUUUUACUAGUAUGAUUCACUCACAAUCAGGUUGUAUACGUUUGUAGUGAAUAAAAGGUUUUAAAUAUAAAA
Crotalus tigris (Tiger rattlesnake) is the source of this 2658-nucleotide messenger RNA. RefSeq names its product mediator complex subunit 4 (gene MED4). Gene Ontology annotation, cellular component: core mediator complex; mediator complex. The transcript is spliced from 7 exons. Lineage: Eukaryota; Metazoa; Chordata; Lepidosauria; Squamata; Viperidae. The record is from RefSeq and is a predicted model, not a curated record. Gene Ontology annotation, molecular function: transcription coregulator activity. Gene Ontology annotation, biological process: regulation of transcription by RNA polymerase II. Bases 358 to 1476 code for a protein of 372 amino acids.